Messenger RNA from Closterium sp. NIES-65, 645 nucleotides. The record is from the annotation of a GenBank genome assembly. NCBI's taxonomy places the organism in Eukaryota, Viridiplantae, Streptophyta, Zygnematophyceae, Desmidiales, Closteriaceae.
AUGGUUCAGCGCGCGUCGACCGGAUCGCGGCAGCUGAAAGUCAACCCAGUCAACGAUCCAGCAAGCAGUCUGCUAUCGCAGGGGUCGAAGAAACCGCUUCCCAAGGAUCUGCCGCUUCAGAUUGCACCUAAGAAGAAAAAGGGCGAAGCGGGGAAGGCGGGGAAGGCGGGGAAGGAUCAAGCGGCGUCGGGUGAGGUGAAGUCGGCGAAAGCGCGCCCAGCCCCUGGUGCGAAGCGCGCUACUCCGCCCGUCGCGGGUGCCAAACCCAAAGCUGCAGGCGUAAGACCUGGCCCUCCUGCGCAGAGACCGCGGCCGGCGGGCGCGGAUGCGCCAGGGAUGGGGGAGAGGCGGAUGCGGCCACCUCCGCCUGCCGGCAGCGGUGCCGGCGACGGCGGGCCCCGGGGCCCCCCUCGCGCUGGCGCUGGACGCGGGCAGGCGGCAGCGGAGAGGCCGGCGGAAGGACGGCAAAGGGAUCGGGGGGAGAUGCGGGGAAACGUGACCGGGCCGGGGCAACCGGCGGGGGGUCCACGGGACAUGGCGCAGCAAGGGGGUCAGCAGCAGUGGGGCGGGAGUGGCGGAGGGAUGGGCACGCAAGGAGCGAGCAUGAGCGGGCAGGGGGGCAUGGGCGGACAGGGGAUGGGAUGA